This is a messenger RNA of Mycena indigotica, 1122 nucleotides long. Its product is annotated as Rho GTPase activator. Gene Ontology annotation, cellular component: cell cortex. Bases 1 to 1122 code for a protein of 373 amino acids. The transcript has 11 exons. The record is from RefSeq and is a predicted model, not a curated record. NCBI's taxonomy places the organism in Eukaryota, Fungi, Basidiomycota, Agaricomycetes, Agaricales, Mycenaceae. Gene Ontology annotation, molecular function: GTPase activator activity. Gene Ontology annotation, biological process: regulation of fungal-type cell wall organization; activation of GTPase activity; signal transduction.
AUGCUGUCUACCGAAUCACCCCCAAAGCAUGAUCACAACGGCCUCAAGUCUUGGUGGGCAAGCUUCACUGCGGCGGGGCCCAAGCCCAAGCAACAAGACAACGAACCACCGCACCCUGUGUUUGGGAAGCCUUUGAAGGAGAGCUUGAAAUAUGCUUCCGUCCAAAUAUCCACGGCAAAUGCGAAUGGCGAACUCUAUGUGUGGGGCUAUAUUCCCGUGGUGGUAGCCAAAACUGGGCUAUAUCUGAAGGAAAACGCUACCGAAGUACCUGGGACUUUCCGUGUCAGUGGAUCGAGCAGGCGUAUGCGCGAGUUGCAAGCUCUCUUCGAGACACCGCCACGAUACGGGAAAUCGUUGGACUGGAAGCAAGAGUCUUAUACGACACAUGAUGUAGCAAGUGUGUUUCGACGAUACCUUACUCAGAUGCCCGAACCUGUCAUUCCUCAUGCUAUGUAUCAUGCAGUUCGGGAUGCGUUUUCGAAAGUGCCCUUCAAUCAAGAUGAAGUGAUCGCCACCUACAAACGUCUCAUCCGUUCAAUGCCUCGUGCAAACCAAUACCUCCUUCUCUAUGUCCUCGAUCUUCUCUCAGUUUUCGCCCGUAAAUCCGACAAGAAUCUCAUGACCGCUUCCAAUCUCGCCGUUAUAUUUCGUCCUGGCCUCAUAUCACAUCCAGCCCACGAGAUGAGCCCUUCCGAGCAUGACCUCAGUCAACGGGUACUUGAAUUCUUGAUCGCACAGCAAGACUGGUUCAUGCUUGACAUUCCACCGCCGCCGGUAGGACAUGAACCAGGUUCCCCCGACUCUUGGGAUGAUGGCGACGACAGCGCUGUUGGUGGAUCGUGGCGAGUAGUCAGCAAACCAGAUGCCCCGCCCCCGAUGACAAGGCGGAAGACAACCAUCGAUUCGACGGACUCUUCCCGGGACCACGAAAGCAGUCUCUCCCCUGUUAAAGAGUCUCCAGAAGAUGGCACCGCCACAGUCACGCGACGACGAACAUUGCCUUCUGGCAGAACGACCCAUCACGCGAACACUGAGGACGGUUUCCACCGACCAAAGGUGCUCAAGAAGCAAAAGCGCUCCUCCUCGUCCCAGCCCAAGGCGAAAGAAAAGGAAGAGGACUAG